Thrips palmi is the source of this 1080-nucleotide messenger RNA. Its product is annotated as zinc finger protein 606-like. Bases 1 to 1080 code for a protein of 359 amino acids. The record is from RefSeq and is a predicted model, not a curated record. Gene Ontology annotation, biological process: regulation of transcription by RNA polymerase II. Gene Ontology annotation, cellular component: nucleus. Gene Ontology annotation, molecular function: DNA-binding transcription factor activity, RNA polymerase II-specific; RNA polymerase II cis-regulatory region sequence-specific DNA binding. The transcript is spliced from 10 exons. Lineage: Eukaryota; Metazoa; Arthropoda; Insecta; Thysanoptera; Thripidae.
AUGUAUUUGACACAAGCUAAAAUACUGGUGCGUGAAUUUCAACAAUACUUUGUCAGAAGUUGCCCAUGUAAUAGUGGAAUCUUUGAAACAUUUUUACCGAUGAAUGAAGUAGUGCUGGGCCGGACUUUGUAUUUACCAGUAAUGUUCCACAAAUACAUGGUGAUCAACAUAUGGUUGUGUGUAUCAAAUUAUAACGGGGACUUAAGAUACAAUGAAACAAGUCAUGUUCUGAACUAUGAUAAGCCCUAUGAGUGUUUAGUGUGCUCAAAGAAGUUUAAGUCCAAAAACCAUCUUAACAACCAUAUUAUAACCCAUUCUGGGGAAAAACCUUUUGAGUGCCAAAUUUGCAACAAAAAGUUUGCUUCAUCUGAUUAUCUCAGAAGUCAUCUCCAUAUGCGUACCCAUACCGGGGAGAAACCAUUUGAGUGCACUGUUUGCAGCAAGAAGUUUCCUACCAGUGGAGCUCUGUCCCUUCAUCUUAGAACGCACACUGGAGAGAAGCCUUUUAAGUGCACAGUAUGUGGUACGAGGUUCACUCAACAACCCAAUUUGGUGCAUCAUCUUAGAACGCACACUGGAGAGAAGCCUUUUAAGUGCACAGUAUGUGAUGCCAUGUUCAGUACCCUUUGUGGAGGAAAUGUUGUGGGUCCAGUGAUCCUAUUUUGUUGUAUUGGCUGGUUGGGAGAAAAUGUCACCUCUUCAAGGAGUGGAGAGGCACUGAAGAAUGUGAAGUAUCCAAUGAAGCAACUUGAAAUCCCAUACUUCAAAAUCAGCGCGUGUAGGAAAGUCAAAGCCACAUUUAACCAGUCAGUGAGGCUGUAUAUGUGGCAAUAUUUGUUGUUUCUUGAAAACACUGAACGUAAGAGGUUGAUCAAGGCUUUACUUUUUUUGUCAACUCAAAGCCAACAGACUCUAACAUGUUCAUGUCACUGCAACCAUUUUAAAAACAUUGACACAUGUACCAAGAGAAAACAACACCAAAAUUUGAAGGAUAUCUUCGAGGAAGAUAGCAAAGCUAAGAUGAACCACUUCCGUUCACAUUCUAGGGGCAAGAACAGUGUUAUGAAAGAUGACUUUUAG